AUGCCCGCCGCCGCAGUACCAGCAGCCAUUGAUUGGGGUGCAGCGUCGACAGCGGGACACGGAGAAGCCAAUGAGGAAGACGACCCCUUCAACUUUGACGACCUGGAUGCGUCCCUGGAUGCUCUGGAGGCCGAGAGGAAGGCGAGAGCCCCAUCUGACAUGGCACACGGGCCGCCCCACGAAAAGAGUAGCGCUGCCCUCGACUCCCGCGAGGAAGCGCCAGCGGGUGCUUCUGCUGCUCGUGCUGACCGGGUCGCUGCUCCGCUCCCGAGACCGGGCGACCCUGACACAGAGCCUGCCACCUCGGGCACAGGAUGUGGCGUUCAGCCCAGUGCCCAGCUUCCUUGUUUCUACCUGGUGUGCGAGGAGGACGGCGCGGCAGGGCAGGCGAGGCAGCAAGGGCAUGGCAACUCGGUGCCUGGCCCCCAGUCUGACAGCGAGGAGGGACCGGCGGCAUGGGAGGGUGAGGCCUGGGAGGCGGACGCGGUGCUCCGGCCGGGAGGCCCAGACGCCGCUUACCUGCGCUUCACCAAGGUCCUGGGGCGCUGUGGCGACCAGUGCAUACGAUAUGGGUUCAACGGCCAGCUGGAGUGGCCAGAGGACGCCCGGCCCCAGCCACCGUCCUGUCCCCUCUGCGGGGCGGAGCGAGUGUUUGAGUUCCAGGUGAUGACGCCGGCUCUCGUGGCCCUGGACGAGGCAGCGUCCUGGUCGGGUGUGGCGUCCACCAUUCCCAUCAGCUGGAGCUGGAUGACAGUGGCGGUCUUCACCUGCAGCGCAGCCUGUCAGCCUUCCGGUGGCGACCAGCAAGGCUGCUGCGAGGAGUGGACUGCCGUCGCCCUGGAAUAG
This is a messenger RNA of Auxenochlorella protothecoides, 846 nucleotides long. Its product is annotated as Programmed cell death protein 2-like protein. Gene Ontology annotation, cellular component: cytoplasm. The transcript has 2 exons. The record is from RefSeq and is a predicted model, not a curated record. The coding region runs from base 1 to 846 and encodes 281 amino acids. NCBI's taxonomy places the organism in Eukaryota, Viridiplantae, Chlorophyta, Trebouxiophyceae, Chlorellales, Chlorellaceae.